AGCAAAUGGCGGUCGUGAACACGGCGGACUGUAAACAUUUCAAAUAAUACUAACCAUAAAUAAUUAUUGUAACAUUCUGAUGCUCACUAGAAAAUGUACUCGGGUAUGUCGGAAAUGCAGGAUGGUUACAAGAUGUUUAUUUUCAACUUUCAGGUUGAUUUUCGAGAACGGCUGAAAGGACAUCGAUACCGAAGAAAUCGGUAUCGUCUGGAGAGACCACUCACCUGUCUGCAGCUAGCGUCGCUAUAUAUUUGUGUCUGUGAUGGAGACUCGGGACAAUGGGGAAACAAAGGAUGUGGAUCCCGAAGUAACUGAGCUUCGCCUGAAAGUAGAGUCACUGAGGCAAGAGCUGGACACGUGCAGAGCAGAGCUGGUGAAGUUACAAAAACAACUAACCCAAUCUGAGAGACUGCAGAAAAACACAGAGAGCUACAACGAAGACUUGAGAAAACAGGUUAAUCAGCUGAGUUCAGAGAUUCAUGAGCGGAAGAAGAAAGAGAAAGAGAAAGCUGACAGGGAAACUCAGACAGAAGAAUACAUCUGGACAGAAGCUGAUUAUUACAACUAUUAUGGAAACUAUGGUCAAAACCCUGAGGCCACAGAAUCUCAGGAAAAUGUGUCCACAGCGGGACUGGAUGCAGCAAAUAUCAGUAAAGCUGCAGAAGAUUUGACAUCAAACGGAGGGGCCUCAGAUGAGACUGUUCAACCAGACAGUAACAACACAAGCAAAGCGGAGGAGGGUGAUGGAGGAUCCAUUGCUGACAUCCUGAGGGCCACUGCUGAAGAAGCUAUGACGCAAACUGGUUUUGUCUUUGAUGAGACCAGUGGGAUGUACUAUGAUCACAGCACCGGUUUCUACUAUGAUUCGGCCAGUCAGCUGUACUAUGAUGCCAACACAGGCAUUUAUUACUACUAUGAUGCAGAGAGUGGGCGAUACCAGUUUCAUUCCAGAAUAGAAGUGCCCACUACACAGACUACUGUAGAACCUUGCCAAGACAACAAGGCUGCUGAAAAGAAAGGCAGGACAGGGAAGAAGGGUACAAAGAAAAGCUCCCACCAAGACGAAAAGGUGCAGGAAUUGCCUAAAUUAUUGGCCAAUAUGAAGAUUUCCUCUUAUUGGAAUACUGCUUCCCUAGAGAACUUCAGGUCUGACAGUACCAAGUUGGAAGAAGAAGAAAUUGAGUGGGUUGAAAAGCAAUUACCAAAGAAGAGCAAUAAAUCACGAAAGCAGAGGCAACGGUCUCGCAGUCCAGAUGCGGCUCCUCGACGAAAACACACUUCAAAAUCUCACCAGGACAGCACCAAGUCCUCAUCCAAGAGGAAAAGGCAGAAAAACAAUUCACACUCCCCUGAUAGGGGUAAAUCAAAAGAGAAAUCCAAGUCGGAAAAAUGCAAGAAGAAAAAGAACUGCCGAAAAUAUAGCGAUGACUCAGAGGGGAACAGUGAGCCAGAAGAGGGUGAGAUCACUGAGUCAGAGGGAGAGAAGGAGUCCAUCCUUUCAUCCUCUUCGUCUUCCCCUUCCCCUCCUAAAGACAGUACAGAGUCUGGGAUGGAGACUGAAAGUCCAGAAGUCAAAGACUUUUGGCCGCCCUGUGUAAGAGUGACAGUGGUCAGAUCUCCAGUUCUCCAAGUGGGUACGCUCUUCAUAAUCACAGCGGACUCUCCUGCCACCAUUGGCAGAAAAGAGGAUAUGGACCAUGCAAUUAGGAUACCAGAAAUGGGGGUCAGCAAGUUCCAUGCUAAAGUAUUCUUUGACCUGAGCCAGCAAAGCUAUAUGCUGGUGGACCAGGGCAGCCAGAAUGGAACAGUCAUCAAUGGCAACAGAAUCUUGAGUCCUAAAGCCAAGUGUGAGCCUUUGGCCCUGACGCACGGUGACGAAGUAAAGAUGGGGGAAACAGUACUGUCCUUCCAUAUACACUCCGGGACUGACACUUGCGAUGGCUGUGAGCCUGGUCAGGUGAUGGCUCACCUCAGUAAACACAGGAGAGAGGAGAGGGCAGGCCCUACUCCAGCCAAAGAAGACAAGGAAGCACUCAGACAGAAGGAGCUAAAGCAAAUGAAGGCUAAGUAUGGCCUGCAGAGCAGUGAAUAUGAGGAGGCCAAAGCCCUGAGGAAUCCCAAAUACAAGGACAGAGCGGAGUCACGAAGACAAACGGUGGGCAGCGAGGGUGUUUUCCAACGAGAUGAUGCCCCUUCUUCCGUUCAUGUGGAGAUCAGUGAAGUCAACAAGGGGCGCAAGAUGUUGGAAAAGAUGGGCUGGAAAAAAGGAGAGGGUCUUGGCAAAGAUGGAUCUGGAAUGAAAGACCCAAUUGAGUUGAAAGUCAGGAAAUCCCAGUCUGGUUUGGGAGCUGGCACUACCAUGUCUGUGGAGCAUAAUUCUCUGACACGACUCAAAACUCAGAAGAACUGGGAGAAGGCCCGGGAGAGGUUCGCGGACUCCUGUCAGGCUGACGUACCUCUAAAGACGCACAAGGAUAGGUCGCCCAGAUCCUGGGUUAGAGCAGAGGAGACUGAGGCCAAGGCCACGCUCACGGUGUUUGAUAGCGACAACCAAACGGCUCCCACUAACACCGACUGAAUAGGUUGUAUGUGCAUGAGGUUGAUAAGUGACCAAGUCAUGCAAUAGCUGCAAAUGACACUAAGCAGGGAUUACCAGACAGUUCUUCUUUCGGCUUGGUCCCUGUUUCUCAGGGGUCGCCACAGCACCAAUGGCGGUCAUUGUUAACCCAGGCCUCGACCGAUCUGGUAUGGUCUUGUCAAUCCGCAUGAUUUGGUAAAAUUUUAUGUCGGAUGCCCUUCCUGACACAACCACUAACCCUAUGGAUGGGGGCACAGGUAAAGCACUGGAUGCCACCCCAGUAUUCACGUCCAUGCCUGUCGCUAAAGUAAGCGGUGAUUACCAGACAGUUACUGUCCAAUAUUUUUUUUUUUGCUAUGUCAGCUUAUUGCAGUUUUACCUAGCAUUUCUGACUCAGUCUCCAGCAACCAAUUUUCCAGAUAUAUGUAAUAAAACUGAUGAUCUGUUGGCACAGUUAAGUUUGUUUUGAUUUGUGUUUUUAGUACAGAUGCUGAGAUGUUAAUAAGAUUGUCUGACAGUCCAGUCACAAAAGUCCUUUUUAGACAACACUUGAACAAGUGGUAAAGCGUGAUAAACACUUGACUGUUGUUUGCUGUCUGGCUAGAAGCCUUGUUGUCCAGUGCACUGCUGAAUAAACUGGAGUU
Messenger RNA from Lampris incognitus (smalleye Pacific opah), 3222 nucleotides. It is a transcript of the gene aggf1, whose product is annotated as angiogenic factor with G patch and FHA domains 1. Gene Ontology annotation, molecular function: protein binding; nucleic acid binding. Bases 263 to 2578 code for a protein of 771 amino acids. The transcript has 16 exons. Lineage: Eukaryota; Metazoa; Chordata; Actinopteri; Lampriformes; Lampridae. Gene Ontology annotation, biological process: vasculogenesis. The record is from RefSeq and is a predicted model, not a curated record.